Messenger RNA from Phlebotomus papatasi, 4819 nucleotides. RefSeq lists its product as uncharacterized. The record is from RefSeq and is a predicted model, not a curated record. The transcript has 17 exons. Gene Ontology annotation, molecular function: protein binding. NCBI's taxonomy places the organism in Eukaryota, Metazoa, Arthropoda, Insecta, Diptera, Psychodidae. Bases 749 to 4219 code for a protein of 1156 amino acids. Gene Ontology annotation, cellular component: plasma membrane.
AGUCGAGAUGCAGAUCUGCUGGUCUGCACAUCGCUUCCCUCUGACUUUGACGGUGUUCUGUUGGUGCGAGUGAGAAAGGGCAACUUUUCCAUCAAGUGCUUGAUUCUCGUGGACAGUUUUCGCGCUUAAUGGAUUUGUCUAUAGGUCAGGACAACCAUUCUAGUGUUCGUAAUCCAGGCCAUAAGCCUUGUCAGCCCUCGGGAGGUCAAUUUUAAGGCUGAUCUGUGUAGGAGUGAGUGGAAUAAUACCCAUAGCAGAUUGUGACAUUGAAAAUAUCGACGGGAAAAAUAUUUCCCCCCUCAGAGUGUGGAGUGUGUGCAAAAGGCUCCAUAGCUGUUCUCUGCUGUUUUAAUUUUCAACCUGGAGCGCCCCAUCGAAAUGGUGUCACGCAUUAUUUGAGCCAUAGGGGGCCAGAGUUUUUGAUGACUCAACAUCAUCCAAUAGUGUUUUGCACUGAGAGUGACGAGAAGAGUCAAAAUCAUCCCCCAACAUCACCAACUUCUCACCUUAAACCAUAUAUAGAAAACUUGAUUCCGUGGAAGUGUGAAAAUGUAAUCUCUCAAUUGAAUUCAGACAAUGCGUAGGAAAAUGGUGUGUACAGUAAAGAUGUUGUGUUGAUCAAAAGGUUCGGUAAUCACAAAAAUAGGUGAUACAUCAUAAAUUGUGUGUGUGGAAAACUCACUGAAAAGUCUCCCAGUGCUGGUGGGAGCGUGUAAAUCAAAGUGUUCAACAAUUCAAUAUUAUUGCCAUGAAGACAAGUAAUUGCCGAGGUGGCCUCCAUCGCCAGAUGCCACGUCAUCGCAAUCGUCACAUAAAUGACGUGCUUGCCGUCCUUACAACCACCCUGUGGGCGACAGCGGCGCUAGUGACGUCAGCUGGGGGCGCGGGUACGACAAAACCAGGUCAGCAAGGCAUGGGACCAGUGACGCAAUGUGCAAUGUCGGAGCAUACAUGCACAAAUGGAAAGUGUGUCCCUCUCAAUAAAUUCUGUGAUAAUAUUAAUGACUGUGGUGACUCCAGCGAUGAGCCCAGAUUCUGUACACCUUGCAAUCGAACGUACUACGGAAAUUUGGGUCUCACGUACGACUUGGAGCUCCAUCGACCCAAAGAGGAUCGAAUACCUUAUAUUUGUGUAUUGACAUUUACAGCCGCCGGUGGGAAACACGGCGACAUUGUUCAGGUGACUCUUGAAAGCUUCACAGUAGGAAAGUUUGUUUCAUACACUCAGAAUGGAUGUCCAGAUGGCUAUCUUCAGAUUGCGGAAGCUUCCCGUCAAGCAGUGGGCGGAAUGUGGUGUGGAUCCUCGUGGGGUCCUCAAGUAUUCUACAGUGAGACACGAUCACUCGUACUCACAGUUAAACUAUUCAGGCUGGCUCGUGACCAAACUGGCUACAACUUCGACUUUCGGAUACAAUUUAAAGUGCUCUCACGUGAAAGUGCCAUUGUUCGCUAUGGUGGUGCCCAAUUUACAGAUGUGAAACCAUGGACAAAUUAUUCAUCAAGCUCAUCAUCAAAUUCAAUAAUAUUGACUGAAUAUGGAAAUUCGACGGCUAAUUAUGAUCCCAUCCGUGGUGGUACCACCUUCUUUUCACCCUCAACCUCAACCGGCAACCCAUUGGGUGGAUAUCGAUUUAAAAUCCCCGACUCUGUACCAGUUGAACCACCCUAUGAGGACAUGCACAUCUUUUACAGCAACAGAACAUCAUCCAUAGGAAAGGCAUCCGGAAAGAGUGGAAGCAAUUCGUCAGAGCCAAAGUACUAUUUAGGAAAACUUAUUCAGGGAACAUACUGUUCCCGGAUCUUUAGUUCUUGUGACAAGAAACUCUGUCGUCUGCAAUCACCGAACUUCCCAGGGGUCUAUCCUCGAAAUUUAACAUGCUAUUACGCCAUAAGACAGCAAGAAGUACCACCAGGAAAGCAUGCAAUGAUCAUUGUACGACAACCCAAAGGAAACCUUAUCUGGAUAUCCACCCAAACUCCAAUAGCUGUUACCAAGAAGAAUGAAAAGGAAAAAUUCGUGCCACAAAUAAAAACCUGGCAGGAAUGCGAUCACGUGCAGGACAGUGACAACCCUAAGUGGAAAUCUACGGAUUACAUCACAAUCUACGAUGGAUACACAACACGAGAUCCUGUUAUUUUAAAAUUCUGUGGAGGAGGUCAGAGUGUUCCUCCGUCCAUAUCGAGUGGUCCUGAACUCCUUGUGGAAUUCACAACAUCACCCUUUGGUACUUUUAUCAACACACCACCCAAUAUGAAUGCUCUCAACGGAUUUCAAUUAGAGAUUGAAGUGAAAUUUGUAGACAUCAAAAGCCCCACUUACGUGGAAAAUAAGAGACUUUGUGAAUUCUGGAUUCGAGGCACCGGUAGAGGGGUUCUUGUGAACCCUCAGCACUCUUUAUCCCCAAACACGACGUGUCUCUAUCAUUUACAGGGAACCGAAUCCACUUUUCGUGGAGGUGGCAGCAUAGAUCAUCACUUUCAAAUCCCUCGACGAGACUCAAUGGCAUCACCACCGAGUCGUUUCAAAGUCUGGCUGUCAAUACUGAAAUUUGAUCUAGCACCAAAAUUUGGAACUUUGGAUGACACGGCAAGUGGAACAGUUCAGGUACAGCAACAGCAAGAGGAGGAUUGUGGUGGAAUGCUUCGUAUUUGGGAUGGUCCACUUAGAGAAUCCCCCAAUUGCAAAGAUGUUAAUUGCGAAAGAGACACAGCUUUGAAGUCUGGAGUACUAACCAAAUAUGGUCAAAACUACACAAACCUAAUAGCUAGAUUUUGUCGUGGAACCGUUCCCAGAAGUUGCGAACACGGACUUUUAAAUGACUCUUCCGCUCGUCCUUGCUUAGUAUCCGAAAGUUUUAUCUCCAGUUCCGAAUUCGUUACCCUUGAAUUGAGAAAUACGGAAUCUACUGCCUUAAGACCAUUAAACUUCAAGCUAAAGUACGAAUUUGUAGAUCUGCAGCAAGAUGGAAUACCAACAGGAUCUGAUACAGAUUGCAAUAGACGUUUUGUCAGUAGUCUGAUGGAUCGACGAGAUCCAGGUGUUUUUCGUAGUGUACGGAAUGUUUUCCUAUUCGGUCGAGGCGGUGCUCGGAGUUUUCGUUGCAUUCAUCGUUUUGAAGCUCAACGUGGGGAACGAGUACGAGUAGUCAUCCGGAGAGUUAUGACUGGCAAUCGAACCUGCGCUUCCCGAAUAGACAACGACAUUAACAGAUCCUAUUGCUUCGGAGACACAUCCGUUAAAUUGGAGAUCUAUGAAAAACCCUGGCAUGACGUUGUAGCCUUCCCUAGAGGUUGCAUUUGCAACUCUACAAACGCUAGCGACUCCUACUUGCCCAUCGUUUACACUUCUACAAGCCGUGAUCUUGAAAUCCGUUUCUCAGCCAUCAACAUGACUAGCUUCGAUGACGCCUCUGUUAUCAACUUCGAGGGUAGUUUCGAAUUCAUCAAAUCCCCUUCUUCAUGCCGGGACAGUCGUCGUAAAUUCGGACCUAGUGGUCAUGUUGAUAUGACCUUCGGGGUCUUAGAAUGUCGUUCGCGACCUUGGCUUAUUGAACCAACAACAGAUCGUUUCCUCUACGUUCAAGUUCAUGGAAUCUUUAUCCGACGCUAUGAUCCGCAGGUUUACCAACACGUUAACACCAGCAUGAAAACCAAAGCAGUAAAGGAGUGUAUUACCAAAGCCCGAGUAAUCCUAACAACAGGCGAAGGUGUUUCUAUAACUGCUUGCCCACUAGGUUCAGACGCUGGUCGUCGACAUACCGUGGAAAUUUUUAGUAGUGGUUGGAACCGAGAUUUCGGCUACUUGGCCACUGAUCCGCCACGCGUGGUUUCUGUUGAGUUCCUAGAAGCCGAAGACGGAGAUUUCUCGUUUUCGUGGUUAGAAAUGUCAAGACGUCCUCCACAAGGACUCAUUGACUGCCAAUAUCGCUGUCCUGAACUAGAAGCUUGUGUCAAUGCCAGUGUUUGGUGUGAUGGCAAAUCAGACUGUCCGUCAGGAUAUGAUGAAUCUUUUACUCACUGUUCCGCCCUACUAAGGCUUCCUGCUGAAAUUCUGGCCACUCUGUCUGUGGUCUUCCUAGUUUUCUUCGGUGCUUUUGCAGCCUACAUUUACAGGAAAAUAAAGAGAAGCUGUAGAGGCAGUUCUGUCCUGCAGACACGCCUGAAAUCCCUGAGUUCCAUGGAUACGGCCGUAUUUGAUGAAAAAGACCAGAUUAGCUGACAAAACGAAAACUCUGUGCGUUACGUGGAGAUCGACAGGGUCACUACAGUUUGACCAAAUAGCGCACAGAAGCAUUUUUUACUAUUCCAAGACAAUGUAAUUCCUAGAAGAGACUUCUUCUACUGUCUCCCACGACUUUCCGUGGUCAUUUAAACCCAAUUUUACCAGAGAGUUUAGUAAGCAAAUAUAAGAGGUAAAUCCAAUCGGCAAGUCUAACUCUUUUUUCUGCAUUUAACACUUUGUUACUCCAAAAAAAAAGGACCAAUUUGAGAGGUAAAACUAAGAGAUCGAUAAGGUCAUUCUCGUUUAAGUAAAAUAUAGAGAAUUAACUUUUAAAAAAAAUCCUCAAUUGCCAUGAACUGAAACGGAAUGAGACAAAGAGUAGAAAAAAAACUGUGAAAAACUGUUUCAAUAGCUAUUACAGCUAAUAACUAUUCUGAAGAAAAAAAAUUAACUUGAAAAGUAUAAGAAGAAAUCUGAAGUAGACUUAAAGUAUUUUAAACAUGUGAUUCUUAGGUACCUGUCAGAGGUCAAACGAAUUUUCAAAAUGCAGAAACUCUCGAUAGUAGAAAACUUAUUUAAAAGACAAAAAAAAAGAAA